Molecule: messenger RNA, 276 nt
Organism: Diplodia corticola
Lineage: Eukaryota; Fungi; Ascomycota; Dothideomycetes; Botryosphaeriales; Botryosphaeriaceae
Product: plasma membrane proteolipid 3
Exons: 3
Coding region: 1-276 (91 amino acids)
Cellular component (GO): membrane
Source: RefSeq, a predicted model, not a curated record
AUGAGAGACUCCACACGCCUCAUCAUUAUCACCGCUCUGUGUCCUGCCCUGGGCGUCUACCUGCUUGCUGGCUGCGAGGGCGAGCUCUUUCUCUGCAUCUUUCUCUGCCUUCUCGGAGCUGUGCCCGGUCUCUGCUAUGCGCUCUGGAUCGCCUACGUCUACUACGACCGACGCGAGGACGCGCGGCGCGGCAUAUACUCAUCGGAGCGCAAGCCGGGUAUAUUCAGCGAGAGAGUGCUGAGGGGCGGCCUCACGCGUCCGGUGGACAUCAAGUAG